AUGGAUUAUAUUCAACAUAUGAGCGUAAAAAAAGUGAUUCAUGAGAAUAAACUCAACUUUACGUUCUCUGAUUUUUUAAUUAAUCAAGAUAAAUACAAAAUUUACAACGAAAUAAACAAUAAAGCGGAUUAUUUUAGUUUAAAAUAUGCAUACACUAGGAAAAAAAUAGUUUACUUAAUUAUUAUUUACAUAAUAAAUAAAAAAAAUAGUGAAAUAAAAAAAUGUAAUAAUCUAAAAAGUAGGCAUAUAACAUUAUUAUUAUUAUUAUUAUAUGGAAUCAAUAAAAAUAAUAAAUUGAAAAUAAAUAUUAAUAGAGAAAAUGUAUUAAAAAAGAAUGAAAAUGAUUUUCAAUAUUUGAAAACAAAUGUAAAUUCUUUACUCAAGAAUGAUAAUAAUUUUUUAAAAAAUGGAAAAGAUGAAAAUUUCUUUUUUUCUAGAAAGAUUAAGUAUAUAAAAAUAAAAAAAAAAUUGCAUAAGAAACAGAAAAAAAAAUAUAUAAAUUUAAUAAAGAAAAGUUAUUCAUGUAAGGGAAAUGUUGCAGAUAAAUGUAAAAAUUUAAUGUUCUAUAUAAUAUCAAUAAUAAAAAAAAAAUAUAACAAAUAUUUAGUUAUUUUUUGGAAUAUUCAAAAUAUUAAUAAAUAUAUAAAGUCAAAUAAUGCAUGUAACUAUAAUUUAAAACAUUUUUUUUUAAAAAAAAAGUUUCAGGAAUUAUUACAAAUUAUUUUUUAUUAUUCAAAAAUAUAUUCAUAUAAAGAAAUAUAUUUUUAUUUGAAAUUUUUUAUAUUUAAUAAAGAUAUUGCUGGUAAAAAAUGUCUUCUAUAUAUUAACGAUUUUCAAUUCAAAAGAAAAAACAUAAUUAUCCUGGAUAAAAUUAAUAUAUUAUUAUUAAGAAAUGAUUUUAAGGAUUUUAUUUUAUCAAAUUGUAAGUACAUGAACAUUAAAAAAUCAAUGAGUUAUUCAAACUUAAUUUAUUAUAUUAUUGAAGAGGAAUUUUUUUUUAAAUUAAGAUUUAAUAAACCUUUACAUAUAUGUUCAGAAUAUUUUAAAAAUUGUUAUUAUUUUAUUUUAAAGUGUUUACUUCAAAACAGUAUAAAUAUUUACACUUAUUAUAAAAGAAUGAAAAUUAAGAAAUUUUUUAGAAAAUUGCAGAAAAUUAAUAAGAAUAAUAGUAUAACAGUGUUUGAAUGUGUUUAUAAUUUAUAUUGUCUUUACUAUAUUUUUAUUAAUUCUUUAUUACUUAAAUAUAUGUUUUGUAACUUGUCAGGAAUAACUAUAAUAUUUAUACAUUUUUAUAAAGAAAACUUUUUUAUUAUAUUAAGUAAUAGCAAAAUAGACGAUAAUUAUCAAAUUAAUGUUAUAGAUACUACAACUAAUAAUAUUAAUUAUAUUAAUAAUUUUAAUAAGAAUAAAUUUUAUGAAUUAAAUAAAAAAAUCUAUCUCAAUAAUAAAAUUUAUAUACAUAUCAUAUUAUACAACAAAACAUGUGUAAAUAGGUUAUCUUCAAUGAACAAUAUGUUUACUUUAAAAAAAAGGAAUGAUAAUUGUUAUUCAAAUUAUUUAUUUUAUAUGAGUGUAUACGCUAAAUUACAAAAAUAUGUAAAUAAAAUAAUUUACAUAAUACCAAAUGAUUUCCGAAAAAAAAUAUUUUAUUUAUAUAUUUAUGCUACUAUGUUGUCAAUAUGUAUUUAUUUGACGAAUAAUUUACUAAUAAUACAAAACUAUAAUAAAUAUAAUAACCAGGUUUCUUUGAUUAUAUAUAUAAUAACGGCACUUAAAUUAUAUAUCAAUUCUCUAUUUUUAAUUUUAUUAUAUAUAUAUGUGACUAGAGAAUAUUUAAAAUUUAUUAUAUUGCUUCGAAAUAUAUUAAUAUAUUCUAACAUAAAUAAUAUAAUUUAUAAUAUAUAUGGGGAGAAUUUUUUGUCAUGUAUGAUAUAUUUUGUUGCUAAUUGUAUCAUAAUUAUGAUGAUUAGUUACAUAAAUGUGAGAAAUUUAAUAGCUUUUGUUACUUUUUUUUUGUUUUUGAAUGCAGUGUUAUUUUCAUAUUUUGUAAAUGAUUUUAUAAAUAAUAAUUUACUGUUUAAAAAAAAAAAAAAAUAUUAUAUUUUAAGUAAUUUAAAACAUUUUUAUUUUACAUUCAUUAAUAUUACAUAUAUUAGUGCCAUUACUAAAAUUAGUGUUCUUUGUGUUUCUAUUUUAUCUAAAAUAUGUGACUGGUUUUAUAUUAUGUAUAGAACAAAUAAUUCUGUGAAUUGUGCUAAAUUAGUAAUUUAUUGCAUGUUAAAAAAAAUUUUUUUAGUGAUUUAUUUGAUUUCCGUCUUUUUAUAUGAUUACUUAUUAAUGUAUAUAAAUAAAAAGAAAGAUAUUUUACAUAUUUCUUUUCAUAAACAAAAAAAAAAUCCUUUUACAUUUAUUUAUGAAAUUGUAAAUGAAUAUGUCAGCAAUUUUUGUAAUUUUAACGUUUUACAUUUUAUUAUCAAUACAAUAAAUUUAAUCAUUAGACAUAUUUGUAAUGAUAAUUAUAGUAUAGUUAGAAAUUAUAUAAUUGAUUAUAUUGUUGUAUAUUUGUUAACUCGUUUUUAUUUAUUUAUGCUACAUUUUUUAUUUUAUGGAAGAGGAUAUAUCAAAAUAUGCAAUAAUACUAAACAGUUAAAAAAAAAUGGUAAAUUGUAUGGAUACUUUCUGAUAAAAGUAGGUCAUGUGGGGAUAAUAAAGAAAAAUAUGAGCAAUAUCAAUGAGUACAUUAAUCAAGCAAAUUCAUUUAUAAAUUAUGAAAAACUAUGCCGAAUAAAUUAUGAUGAUGAUAAAAUCAGGAUGCUUAUUAAUGCAUUAAUAAAAAAGGAAAUUACAUAUUUUAUGUAUAUAUAUUAUAACAUAAUAAAACAAAGAAAUCACAAAGUUAACUUAAUGUAUAUUAAGAUUCAUAAUAAUAAAAGUAUUAGAAAAAUACAUAGUACCAAUCUAGAAGUCAAUAAUAAGUUUAAUACUAUUACUACGGUUUUAAAGUUAAAACAAAGAAAUAAUCGUAUUAAUAAUAUUUUUACUUUUAAGAAUAAUGAUAUAAAUUAUGUUACAGCACUGUUGAAAAUAUCAUAUUACACUAUGUGUAUAGAAUUAAUGAAUUUGUCUCUUUAUUUCAUAUUAACUUCAAUGUAUAAAAUAUGUAUCUUUUUUCCUUUUAUUGUUUACAACAUAUUAAUUUCUUUUAUGUAUUUAAGUGCAUUAAACAUGGUAAAAAUUUUUGUUAUAUUAGCAAGUAUAAUAAAUAACAAGAAAUACAAUAUUAAAAAAGAAAAAUUAGAAAUACUCAAUAAAAUGGGACGAAAAAUCAAAGAAAUAGACUUUUAUAAAAAUAAAAGUGACAAAAAAAGUUAUAAAUCUUCAAAAAAUGGAUUAAUUAAAAUGAAAAUCAACAAAAAUAAAAAGGAUAAGAAUAGAAAUAUGUAUUUAUUUCCAUUUUCAACAUUAAAAAAUACGAUUUUUUUAGAUGGGUUUUGUUCAAAAAUGUCUGUUUAUAAAAAUAAAAGAAAAGAGAAAACAUCAAGAACAAAUUAUUUUAUUUCAUCAUUUAUAGAUGUAUUAAAUUAUAUUAAUUAUAAAUAUAUUAUUUUUUUAUUUUAUAGUGAAUAUGAAUAUUUUAAAAAUAGUCUUUAUUACAUUGCUAAGGAAAAUAUAAAAAAGGGAAGUAAUAAAGAAAACAAUUUUUAUGAACUAUUUGAUUUUAAGUUGAAAAAAAUUGAAAAGAAAAAAAUGAACGAGAAAAGUAAUGAAAAUGGUCAUAGUAAUUAUAGAGAUAAUGAUGAUGAUAAUAAUAACAGUGAAACCACUGAUAAUAAUAGAGUUAAUAGAAAUGAAAGUAUUCAGCAAAAUAGUAACAAUGAUAAUGAUAAUAUAUAUAAUGACAAUAAUACUAUUAAUAAUAAUGAUAAAUUUAAUAAUAAUCAAGAAGGUGAAGGGAGAGAUGAUGAUAAGGAUGAAAGAAAAGAUGAUGAUGAUGAUGAUGAAGAUGAUGAAGAUGAAGAUACAGGAGAAAAUAAUGACAAUUUUAUGGAGAAUGAAGAUAAUAAAAGAAAAAGAAAAAAGAAAAAAAAUAAAUUGAAUGAUAAAAGUAGAAAUAUAAAUAAAUUGAAUAAUGCAAAGAAAAAUAAAAAAAACAGUGACAUUUUGAAUGCAAAAAAUAAUGGAAAUAAUAUUUUAAGAAAUAAUUUUUACAAUAUAAAAAAUUCUAAUUAUUUAAAUAAGAUUGGAAACAUGAAUAAUCCAGUUUUAUUAAAUAGUAAUAUAAAAGAAAAUUUUUUGAAUGAUAACUUAGGUAAAUCAAAUAUACAGAUAAGUAAUUAUCCGAAUAAAAUGAAUCAUCAAAUUAGCAACCAAAUGAAUAAUCAUAUAAAUAAUCAAAUGAGUAAUCAGAUGAAUAACCAGAUGAAUAAUCAAAUAAAUAAUCAAGUGAAUAAUCAAAUAAAUAAUCAAAUGAAAAGCCAAAUAAAUAAUCAAAUAAAUAAUCAAAUGAGUAACCAGAUGAAUAAUCAUAUAAAUAAUCAAAUGAGUAAUCAGAUGAAUAAUCAGUUGGGUAAUAAUAAUUUUAAUAUGUAUUUAAAUAAUAGAGUAAAUAUUCCAUAUAUACCAAGUUGUGUUAAUCAAAACAAUCAAAUUUCUCUUAAUAUUAAUAACCCAAUGAAUAAUAAUAUUAUAAAUCCAAUGAAUAAAACAUUAAAUCAGCAGAUAAAUAAAAUUAACAAUCCUUUUAGAAAUAAUAUCAUGAAAAAUAGCUUUAAUCAAAUGAAUAGAAUGAUGAAUAAUCCGGUAAACACACCAAUUCCUAAUAAUGCAAACAGUAAUAUGAACAAUUUUAAUAUUCAUUUAAAUCAUCAGAAAACAAAUAAUGCUAAUAGUCAUAUGAACAACAAAUUAAAUUACCAUGUGAGCAAUCAAAUGAAUGGUAAUAUAUCUGGUAGUAUGAACAGUCAAUUAAAUAGUUCAAUAAAUAAUAUAGCCAAUCCUUUAAAUAACAAUUUAAACAUUCAUAUGGAUAACAAAAAAAAAGGCAAUUUAAAUAUUCAAUUAAAUAAUCCACUAAAUAAUCAAUUAAAUAGCUCUAUAACGAAUAAAAUGGGAAAUCAGCUGAAUAAUCAAAUAAGCAAUCAAAUGGGCAGUCAAAUGAGUAGUCAAAUGAGCAAUCAAAUGAGCAGUCAAAUGAGCAGUCAAAUGAGCAAUCAAAUGAACUGUCAAAUGAACAAUCAAAUGAAUAGUCAAAUUAACAGUCAAAUGAAUAGUCAAAUUAACAAUCAAAUGAAUGUCAGUAACAAAUUAAGCACUGUUGUAAAUAAUAAAAAUAAUAAUAUCAAUAUGCAUUUAAAUAAUCACACGAUUAAUCAGAUGAAUAAUUAUAUGAAUACAAAUAUAAACAGAAACCCAAUACCUAGUAAUAUAAUGAAUAAGGGAAUUCUGCAGAAUUCUAUGAAUAAAAAUAAAUUGAAAGAUAAUGUGAUUAAUAACAAUAUGUUCAGAAAUAAUAACAUGCUACAUGAUAAUUUAAUUAAUAAUAAAAUAUCGCAAAAUAAUAUGAUUCCCAAUAAUCUAAUAAAAAACAACAUAAGAAGCAAUAACAUGUUAAAUAUGAAUAUAAUAAAUCCAAAUUUCAUCAAUAUAAACAAUAUGAAACAUCCUACGGAUAAUUAUCCUGUAAAUAAAAUAGUUGUGAAUAAUAAUAUUAUAAAUAGAGAAAUUAAUCCCAUUAAUAAUAAUUUUGGUUUAAUAAAUUAUGUAAAUAAAAAUAAUUUUAUGAAUAAAAAUAUAAAGAAUGUUAAAAUUGAAAAUUAUGCAUAUGACCAGUUUUUAAUGAACAAUGAGCAAAUGCCUAGAAUUGAUCACUCUAGUAUAAAUAACAGUAAUUCCAAAAAAUUAUUAAACAGUAAUAUGAAUAAUGAGAAAGUUCUUAAAAAAAAUUACUUUGUAAUUGAAAACAAUAAUAUAUGCGGAUACCAAAACAAAAAUAAUUCUGCAUAUAAUAGCAAUACCAAUAGUAAAAAAAAAAGUAAAAAUGAUUUAAAACAUAUGAAAGAUGAUGAUUUAAACAAUAAUCAAAAUUUGAGAAGCAUAAAAAUUAAUUGGAGUAAGUACGACAAUAUUUUUAAAAAAAUAAAAUUAGAAAAAAAUUAUGACUGGUUCAUAGAUAAAAAUGAAGAUGAUGAAUGUGAUGAUGAUAUUGAUGAUAAAUCAAAUGAAGAUGAGAAAAGCUUUCCUCUUUUUAAUGAUGCAUUAAAUAUAAACUUUAAAAUUUUCUUUCGCGAUUACAAUGAUAUUUUAAAUAAAUUAAAUUUAAUUAAAUUAAACGAUAAGCACAAUUUUAAAAAUAAUAGUUAUUCUCAGUUAUAUGAAGAUAUUUUUUUAACUAUAGAAAAAUUUUUAGAUAUAUCACAAUUAAAGUUUGAUAAUAAUUUUACGCACACGAAUUUUUAUAACAACUGGUUGAAUUAUAAUUGUAGCAAUAGUAAAAAUAAUAAAGAAAAAUCUAACUUUUUUAAAAGUGUAUCAAUGAGUGCAAAUAAUAGUAUUUUCUUUGAUACACUACUGAAAAAAAAGAAGGAAUUUAAUGAAAAUUGUAAAAAAAAUAAUGGUUAUGAUAUUUCAACUCAAAAUAAUUGUACUCUUAAUUCCAAUGAAGAAAAGUAUAAUAAUUUCAUAUCUAAUAAUUCAACAUUAGUUUCAAAAAAUAAUAAUAUAAGCUAUAAUAACAUUCAAAAUAAUGAUACAUUAAAUGAUAGUUCAAACGAAAAUACUCAUUUUAUUGGAAAUGUAUUAAGUCUUCCUAAAACAAAAAGCUACAAUGAACAUAAAAAUGCAACAAGUCAGAAUUCGCUUAUCGAAAAAAUUUUAUCAAAAAAAUACAGGACAUAUUCUAUAAAUGAAUUUUUAAAUGUAGAAUUGAACAAUGAUUUACAGGAAUUAGUGAACAUGUAUAAAAAAAAUUUAUGUCAUAAUAUGCAAACAGUAUUAAAAAAAAAAAAGAAAUAUGAAAGGAAUUAUUAUCAUUGGUAUAGAAACAAUUUACGAAUGCAAGUAAAUAGAGAUUAUGUUAAAAUAAGAAAGCAUAAAUUAUUCAAAAAAAAAAGUAAGAAAAAGAAAAAGUUGAUAAACAAAAAUAAGAAAUCUAUUAAUGGUGAAAUUAUACCAAAUAAAGAAUUAAAGAAUAAUACAUUAUUAGAGACAGAAAAUAGUCAUACAUUGAAUAAUAUUAAUGAUCAUGAAAUGAGAAAAGUAUCAAAUGAAAAUUUAGAUAAACCUCUUUUCUCAUGUCAUUUAGGAGUUUCAAAGAAUGAAAAACUUGAUGGCCAAGUUAAUCAAAAUUGUAUGUUAAAAGUAAAAGAAGAAAUUGUAAAUGAUAAUACAAAGGAUAAUAUUAAUAAUAAUAAAGUUUAUGAAAAUAAUUUAAAUGAUAAACUUAUUGAUAAAAAAGAGGAACUGCAUCAGGUCAAUAUAUAUCAAGAAAAUGCUAAUUCUGUUAAAAUAAAAAUGACAGAAGACAAACUAUAUGUAAAAGAUAAAAAAGAAGUAGAUAAAAUAGAUAAUAUAAAUAAGUGCGAGAAAAAAAAUAAUAAUUUAAAUGAUUUAAAAAAUUCUGAAUAUAAACAAAAAGGAUGUUUAGUAAAUAAUUCAAAUCAUAGCGAUAAUUAUAGUCACAAAAAUAAUAAUCAGAAUAUUGAUAAUGAUAGUAAGGAAGUUGAGAGCCUUAAUGAUAUUGCACAUGAAUUUAUUGAGAGUGAUUCAAAAGAGGCUACAUGUGGAAAUGUAAAAUUAAAUAUAAAUGAUUCUGAUUUAAAUGAUUAUAUAAAAAAGGAUGGCUGUGAUAUAAAUGUAUUUAUUGAAAAGGAAUGUAUUCAAAUGAAAUUAGAUAAGAAAAUGGAACCUAAAAGAAUAAAAAGAGUAAAACAUAAAUUAUUUAAUGAAUCUCGAAAUUUAUCAAGUAUUAGGCUUUAUAAAAAAAUGGAGGAUGAGAGAAGAAUUAAAAAAAGAAGAAAAUACAAUAUGAAAUACAAAACAAAUGCAAUAAUUGAUUUUGGAGAUAAAAUUGUGUGGGUAUCUUUUGAAUUUAAUAAUUUGGAAAUGCUAAAAAAAAUGAUAAGAAAUAAUAUGUUAUGUUCAAAUUAUUUGAGUGGCAUUCACAACAUGAAUGAAUCAGAAUUUAAAUUAGAAAAAAUGCUAACUGAUGAAAUGCGAAAGUAUAAAAAUGUAAAAAUAAAAUUUUACAAAUUUUUAAGUUAUUAUGAUUUUGUUUUUUUAAGAAAUAGAUUAAAUUUCAUUAAAAUUAAAUAUAGAAAAAAAAAUAAGAAUGAAGAAAAUAAAUUAAGUUACAAUAAUAUUCAAGAUUAUGAUUCAAAUAUAUUGGAUAAUGGAAAAUUAUUGAUUAUGAAUAAAACUCAUAUUAAUGAUAAGAUGAAAAAAAAUAAUGAAAAUAAGAACGAAAUUGAAAAUGAUAAUAUAAAAAGGUAUAAAAACAGUCAAGAAUUAUUAAAUAUAAAAAAUGAUAUUCCUAUAAAUAUUGGUACUACGAAUAGUACUUUCAAUAAUAAUGAUAAACUAAAUAUUAAACGGAAAGGAUAUGAUGUUUUGGAUAAGGAAGAAAAAUUAAGCAUUAUAAGUAACGAAGAAUUUGAAGAAGGUAGAGAAAAUUUUAAUAUAAAUGAGAGGAAAAGAAAAAAGGAUGAAAAUAAUGGUAAUAAACAAAAGGUAAUGGUAAAAAGAGAAAAAGAGGAUGAAGAAAGCAUAUAUAAUAAUAAAAUUAUAAAAGAUAACUCCUACAUAUCCUCUUAUAAUAAUAAAAAUAAUGAGGAUGAAAUAGAUAAUUUUAAAAAAGAAAUAGGAAAUAAAAAUAAAAAAAUGAAAAAAAAUAUAAAAAAAACGAAAUUGUACAAGAACCUACUAUUAUUCCCUUUAAUAGAUAAAAAAAAAAUAAGUUCCUAUAUUAAUGUCAAUUUAAAUGUAGAUAUAAAAAAGGAAAUAAUUGAAAAUGAUAAAGUAAGUGAAAAAGAAAUAAAUCUUGUUAACAAAUACUUAAAUAAAAGUUUGAAAAUGGAAAAAAAUGAAUAUUCUAAGAUAGGUACAUAUGAAAAUUAUGAUAACUUAAAUAAUAAAAAUGGAAACGAUAAAUACAAUUAUAAUGAUGUUGUUCUAAUUGAUAACUGCUUAUGGCCUAAUAACCCAACUUUAUUUAAUAUUUUUGAAAAAUAUUAUUUACUACUAAAAAUGCAAAAAUAUAUUUUGCAGUAUAAGCACUUUUCAAAAAAUAAUAUAAAAAAAAAAAUAAAUUCUGAAUCUAAUAAUGAAAUUUACUCAAGUUCGAAUUCCUUAAAUUUUUCUUCAAUGAGCAAUUACAAGAGUAAAAAAAAACAUGUAAAAGCCAAAAAUGAAAAAUUAAAUGAAGAAAAUAUUAUAUCUUCAAAUUUUAAUAAUGAUAUAAGAAGCUCAGAUACAAGUACAGAUAACGUUAACGAAAAAAAAAAAAUAAUUACAAGAGUAGAUUUUGACUAUAAUGAUAAUAUAUAUUAUAAAGAUGAUAUCAAUAAAAGUAACAGUAAUAUAAAUGGUUUAAAAAUGGAUACUGUAAAAAUGAUGUAUAGUGAUUCUAGUAAUUUCCUAAAUAUGAGGAGUGAUAUAGAGGAUAGAAAUAUCAAAUUAAAAACGGAAAAAAAACUACAAAGAAAUAAUAAAUUAUUAUAUACAAUUGAUGGAUAUGCUAAGUUAGAUGAAAAUAGUAGUAAAUAUUUAGAAGAGGUUGAAGAGGAUGAAGAUAAAGAAAAUUUUAAUAAAGAUGAAUUAGAAGAAAUAAAAAAUGAAAAAAAAUUGCAAAGAGUAAAAAAUGAAGAACAGAUAAAAAAUAACCAUUUUUUUGAUAAUGAUGAAGCAGAUAUUAAUAUAAAAAAAAAAGAUAGAGAUAUAUUUUUAUAUAAUUCUAUUAGAAACAAAAUACCUAAUGAUCGAUUGCAAAACGAAAAUGUGCAUUUUAAUUUGAAAAAAGACUUAAAGUUAUGUAAAAGUUCAAGAAUAAAUAGUAAAGCUAAUAAUAAAAAAUAUUCAUUAUCGCCGUUAAUAAAUAAAAGAGAACAAAAUCCUUUAGAGAAUUAUGAUGAAAAUGGAAAGAAGAAGAGAGGAAGAAAAAAAGGAAAAAAAAGAGGUAGAAAAAAAGGAGUAAAAAAUAAGAAUAAGUUAUUGGAUGAAAAAAAUGAAAGUAAAAAAAAUAAAUUAUUAGGUGAUGAAGAGGAAGAAGAUUAUGAUGAUGAAGAUGAAAUAGAUAAAGAAAAUGAAAAAAAUAAAAUGGAUGAUGAAGAAAAUGAAAUGAUAGAUAAUGAUGUUGUACCAAUUGAUAAAGAUAUUAUAAUAGAUUUGUUGUGUGAGGAAGAAAAAUUAAUAGAGAGUUAUAUUAAAAAUUCCCAAUUUGUUGAUAAAAAUUUAGUAUGUUUAUUAAUUUACAUGAAUAAUAUACAAAAAAAAUUAAGUAGUAUAUGCAAUAAGUUAUUAAAAAAAGUUAUAAAGGAAAACAAAACACCAAUUCGCAUUAGUGAUAAUAUAGAAAAAAGUGAAGAAAUAAUUUAUAAAUAUAUCAUGUUUGAGAGAUGGAAUCAAUUAAGAUAUUCCUUGUUGUAUAAUAUUAAUUUAAUUAACAAUAAAAUUAAUAAAUCAGAAAAUAAUCAAGCCAUUUAUAAGAAUAUAAAUAUUAAAUCAAUAUUUGAUUUGCAUCAAUUUUCUUAUAAAUAUAAAAAACAGAAAAUCCCAUCUUUUGAAUAUAGUGUUUUUUUAAAAUACAAAUUUCAUAAACAAAGUAGAAAUACAUUUUUUAAUGAUAGUUUUUCAUAUUCUAAUUGCAAUGAAGCAGCAUUUAUUAAUGAUGAAGAAAAUUUCUGCGGAUUUUCUAAUAAUAAUGAUUUAAAUAUAACACCAGUUUUUUCGUACUGUUGUGUGUGUUUCAACGAUGAUUAUAAUAGUAUGCAAAUAAAUGAACAAAAUGAAAAUUUAAAAACAUUUUCUAGAAGCAAUUCUAUAAAAAAUACUACUACUAAUUUAGAAAAUAAAAAUGAGAAAGUAAAUACAAAAAAUAAAACAGACAAAAAUGCUAAUAAAAUUAAUUUACAUAUAAAAAAUGAAAACUGUAUUAAAAAGGAAGAAAAUAAAUUAAAUUCAGAGAAUAAUAUAUUAGAUAUAAACAAUAAUACUAACAAUAAUAAAGUUAAUAGCUUGCCAAGUAAUAAUAAUGAAGCAAAUGUAAAUCAAGUGAAAGACAGUAGCAUAUCAAACGAUGCUAACAAUAAUAAUGAUAAAAAUACAAGUAAUAUUGAUUUAUCUAUUAUAGAAAAAAAUGUAAAAAAUAAUAGAAAUCUGAUGCUAAGAUGCAGCAGAUGUUAUAUACAUGUUCAUAAGUUUUGUUAUAUUUCAACAAAAAAAUCAGAUGAAAAUAUUCUCAGUAACACUCAGAAUAAUGUUUCUGUAAAUAAUAAUGAAUGGCUGUGUCAAAGGUGUGAAUUUGAAAAAAAAUCCUUAGGUAAUAAUUAUUUAUAUUUAUUUGAUAAUAAUGUUAAGUGCUACAUAUGCAUAGAAAGAGGAGGAGCUUUUAUUCAAAUGAGCAGUAAUAUAUUUGUUCAUACAUUUUGUGCAUUGUUUUGUGUUCCUGAUUUAUUAAUUAAUACAAACGUAAAUUUGGAAAAUUUUGAUGAAUUUUUAAAAUUAAAUAACUUAUCUUUAACUCAAGAAAUAUUUUCUAAAUUAAAAAAAAGAAAAAGAAAAUCACUGAAGAAAAAUAAGGAAGUACAGGAAUUAACAAUUGAAUCAGAUAAAAAUAAAAUAAGACAUGAUGAAGAAGAAAAGGAAAAUGAAACAAAGGAAGAAACAAAUAAGGAAGAGAAAAAAAAUAAUGUUGAUAAGGAAAUGUUAAAAUUAAAAUAUGAAAUGUAUGAUACUAAAAAAACUAACAAAAAUAUUUCAUCAUCUUCAUCUACCAUAUUAAAGAAAGAAAAUACAACUGGUAAUAAAUUACAUGAAGAAAAUGAUUCUUUUAAAAAUGCAAAUAUAAUAAAUGAUGGUAAUAUUCCUAGUAGUAAUGAAAAUGAUAAUUACUUAAUUAAAAGUAAUAAAUUCGCAUCAAAUGACUUGAAGUUAAACAUAAAGGAAGUAAAAAAAAAUAAAGAUGAUGAGACAUCUCAGGAUAAGGAUAAGGAUAAGGAUAAGGAUAAGGAUAAAGAUAAAGAUAAUUAUGUUUCAAAUUUUAACUAUACAAAAAACAAUAUUUCUGAAAACAAAACUACUAAUAAUGUUAAUUUAGGAGAGAAAAAUAAAAAUAAAAUAAAAUAUGCCUUAGUCAAUGAUUAUUCUAAUAAUAGCAAAACUGAGAAAAAAAAUGAGGAAAUAAAAGUUAUAAAAAAAAGAGAUGCAAAAAUUUAUGAUUUUUUUACAUUUAUAAAAAAAGAAGAUAAAAAGAGAUUUAAUGAAAGUUCCCAUGGUUUUGAUAAUUCAAAAAAAAAAAAAAAAAAAACUAAUAAUAAUGAAAGGUUGGAUGAUGAAAUAAAUAACAUACUAAUUGAUGAAAAAUCUAAAAAAUAUGUUCAUGAUAUAAAUAAUAAGGAUAAUAAAAAUCAUUUUACUGAAAAGAAUAAAGAGAAUACCAAAGAAAUAUAUAAUUAUGACAAAAAUGAAAUCAAAAAGGAACAUAAUGAUUGUGAUAAAAAAGAAAAGAAAAAAGAUAUAAUUGAUAAAGAAGAUGAAGCUACAUUAAUAAAUCAUGAUAAAAAAGAAAUUUGCAAAAAUAAUCAAGAUAUUGAUGAUAAUAAAAUACUUGAUAAAAAUGUUAACAUAAAUUCAGAUAUAGAUGAAAAUUCUUCACAUGCAUCUUCUUCUUUUUUUUCAAGUUCAUUGUACUCAAUAUCUACUUUAUCAGAUAAAUAUGAUGCAAAAUUAAAUAUCAGAAAAAAAAAUAAAUUGGAAAUAUUUAAUUAUAUAGAAAAUCCAUAUCUUUUAAGUGGUUAUCAAAAUGAAAAUAUUAGAUGUGAUGUAUGUUUAAAAGCAAAAGGAAUAUUUUUAAAAUGCCAGAAUAUAAAAUGUAAAAAGUAUAUUCAUCCUUUAUGUGCAUUUAUGUGUGGAUUAUAUAUAAAAUGUAAAAAUUCUAAUAAAAAAUUUCUCAAGUUUAAAAAUAAAAUAGACUAUUGUUUUCCUCGUAUUUUUUUCUUUAUUAAAUGUAUUAGUCAUUCAAUAAAAAAAUAUGGUGUAUUAAAUAUAUAUGAUCAGAUAAUUAAAAGAAGAACAAAAUAUUUAAAUAGAGAUUUGUAUCCCAACAUAUAUGAAAAUAAUAAAAAAGAGAGAAAGCAAAAAAGUUCCCUAAAAUAUAAAAUACGUAAUAAUUCAAAUAAUAAUAAAAAAAGUGAUAUAUAUGAAAUUUUAGCUUUUAAUUUUAAUUAUUUAGAUCCUUAUCAAUAUAAUUUUUUUCUUCUUCCUUCAAUUGAUCAUAUAAAAAAUAAUAUUUGUUUGGUUUGCUUUACAUCUCAUAAUAAAAAACAAUUAUUGUAUUGUAAAUAUUGCAAUAUAUGCGUUCAUAAAAAGUGCUAUUUAGUUGAUUCCAGCUUUAUUGAAUAUCAGUUUUAUAAAAAGAAAAAAAAAGUAUACACAUUUUUAAUACAUAAUAAGGAACAAAAAGUUAAACACAUAAUUGAUCAAAUAAAAGUGAAAAAAGAAUCUAUUAUAAAUUUACUUCAUGAUAAAAAUGGUAAUGAUUAUAAUGAUGAUAUAAAAGAUUCUGAAAUAUUAUUACCUUAUAAAAAAUCUAAUUAUUUUAUUAAACAUGUAUCAAACGAAGAAGUAAAAAAUGAGAAAAAUGCAUAUAUUACUGAAUCUAAUAUAACUAAUUGUGAUGAGAAAAAUACAAAUAAUAAUCAGAAAAAUGAUUCUAAGAAAAAUAAUACUCUUGAAUCAAAUAGUAAAGUUGAUGUAAAUGAAAAUUAUUUGGAUAAUACAGAGAAUGUAAAGGAUAAUGAUACAAACAAUGGCAUAGCUGUAAUAAAUCAUGAAAUUAGAUGUAGUAAAAUUAAUAAAAAUGAAAAUAAAAAUAAAGAGAUUAAUAAUAAUACUACUGACAAUGAUAAUAAUAUUAUGAAUGAUAAAAUGAGUUGCGAAAAAAAGUUUGAAUGCUCUAAAAUAAUAAGACAAUUAAUACAAAAUGAAAUAAAUAAUUGUUUAUAUGCUGCAGAAAAUUAUAAAAAUAUUGAAUUUAUUUAUAAAUUAAAAGAGUUCAGUAAAAUAGAUAAUUGUUUUAAAUUAUGUGAUAAAUACAUAAACGAUGAAGAAAAAUGUUUAACUGACUUAGAUGAUAUUGAAGAAAAAAAAUUAUUUGUUUGUGAUCUUUGCUCAAAUAAUUAUAAUUAUGAGAAUGUAAACUGUAUAUUAUGUAGCAGGAGAGGUGGUGCAAUAAAAAUUGUAAAAGUUAAUGAUUAUAUGAAACUUGAUAAAAAUAAAAAUAAAAAAAAUAAUUUUAUAAAAAAUGAAAAGGAUUUUAUCUUUGUUCAUAUGCAAUGUGCUUUGUUUGCUCCUCAAAUAAUUAUUCAAGAUAUUAGUGAAGAGUAUUAUCAGUAUUAUAAUUAUGACAAUUUUCCUUUGAAUGAACAUAAUGAAGAGGAAAUUUUGAUAGAAAAAAAUUUUUUAUCAGAUUCAGAAAUUCAGGUUUUAAAUGAAGAAUAUUAUUAUGAUGAAAAACAGAAUUUACUUAAUGAAUUUUUUUAUAAGCAAUCAUAUAUUAAUUAUAAAAACAGUGGGAAAAAAUUCAUUGAUAAGAAAAAUUCUACUAAUGCAAUUAAAGAUGAUAAUAUUUAUAAAAAAUUUUCAUUUAAUUUUAAUAAAAGAAAUGGAAAAGAAGAAAAUAAAGAAAAAGAAAUUUCAAAUGAUGUACAUGAUUCGACUAGUUUAGAAAAAACUAUGUCAAAUAAUAUUAUGGAAAAUCGAUUAAUGAAUUGUGUUAAAAAUAAUCAUAAUAAUAACGAAGAAUUAAAAAAAACAAAUAAAUUAAAUUUUGAUAUAACUAAUGAUAGUGAAAUAAAUUUUUCUAAUUCUAAAAAGGAAAACACUUACGAUGAUACUUGUAUAAAUAAUCAAGAAGGCAUUACUUCUAAUGAAAAUGAGCAUGAGAAUGAAGAUAAAAGUAUUCAAGAAAAAAGUUAUAUGAACAAUAGAAACAGUAACACUCUAUUUGACAAUUAUAAUAAAAUAAAAGAAAAUAAUUUUGCUUUAAAUAAAAUGGAGAAAUAUACAAAAAAAAUAAAAAAAAAUAAGCAAUUAAUAGCUCUUAAUAAAUAUAAAAAUAUGAAUGAUAUGAAUAAAAGGACAUCUUAUAACAAAAAGACGAACUUGUAUUAUUAUAACCUGAAUAGAAAAAAAAAUAAUUACAAAAUAAUAAUUAAAGAUAAAUUAAAAAAGCAUUUAAAUAAAAAUACUUGUUAUAUUUGCAAUUUAACUUACGGAUAUACUCAAAAAUGUGUAGAAAAUACUUGUACGAAUUACUUUCAUAUAUCAUGUGCUCAUAUUCAUAAAUUAUUUUUUGAAUUUGAUUAUAACUUUUUUAAGGUGCACCCUAAUGCACCACAUGCUGAUUUUGCAAAAACACCAAGUUCUAUUAUAUUCUGUGAGCAUCAUUCUAAAAUUAGAAGAAAAGUAAAACCUUCUAUCAAAUUAUUUUCUAAGUUAAGAUCUUUCCUUGAGCUCGCUCGUAUCAUAGUAGAUCAAAUGAAAAAAAGAGAAGACAUAAAAAACUCUUGGAUAAAAGAUAAAUAUAAAAAUGAUAUUUCAAAAAAUGAUGGAAAUACUAUGAAAAAAUUACAAGAUAAUAUGCAUUUUAAAGAAAAUGAUAAAAAACAUGAUACUGUGAGAAGUAAGGAUAAUAUAGGUAAUAACAAUAUUUUAAAUAAUAAUAUUCAAGAUUAUGAUUUAAAAAAUAAACUAAACUUAAAUAAUAAGGAUUUUUCAAAAGAUUCACAAAAUUUGGAUUUUCGUUCUACCAAUGGCGAUUGUAAUUUAUUAAAUAAAAAUGAUAUAUACAAUAACGAUACAUUUAAUAAUAUCCCGCAUCAGAAAAAAGAGAUAGAUAUUAAUAAACAGAAAGAAGGAAUGAAAAUGGAUAAUAUUGAUAAUAACAGCAAAAUAUUAUUAUCAUCAUCAUUAUCUCAUAAUUUCUCAAAAAAUGAAAAUUUUCAAAAUGAUACAUUAAAUAAACAAAUGGUGAAUAGUAAAUCUAGUGAUCAAGAAUAUAAAAAAAAUGAAGAAGAUGAUAUUAAAAAGAAAGAAAAUGAUAUAUAUGAUGAUGACUACGAUGAUGAAUAUAAGGACGACGAUGACGAAGACGACGAUGAUGAUGACGAUGAUGAUGAUUAUGAUGUUGAUGAAGAUGAAGAUGAUAAUGAUGAAGAUGACAAUGAAGAUGAUUACUAUAAUGAUGAAUAUUAUGAGGAAUCUGAGGAAAAGAAAAAUUAUAAAAAUAAUAUAGUUAGAAAUUCAGAUAAAAUAGAAGAGAAAAAUAAAAUUGUUCAAAAUAAUGAUAUAAAGGACCUAGAUUAA
Plasmodium relictum is the source of this 16575-nucleotide messenger RNA. Its product is annotated as conserved Plasmodium protein, unknown function. Lineage: Eukaryota; Apicomplexa; Aconoidasida; Haemosporida; Plasmodiidae. The transcript has a single exon. The record is from RefSeq and is a predicted model, not a curated record. Bases 1 to 16575 code for a protein of 5524 amino acids.